This is a messenger RNA of Pseudo-nitzschia multistriata, 2099 nucleotides long. The record is from the annotation of a GenBank genome assembly. NCBI's taxonomy places the organism in Eukaryota, Bacillariophyta, Bacillariophyceae, Bacillariales, Bacillariaceae.
CAGACAACUCCCAGAGGGGUUUCUUGUCCGCUCCGCCCGAGUUCAGCAAAAGCAACAGCAACAGCAACAGCAACAGCAACAGCAACAGGCAAACGAUGCGGUUGCCCCCAAAGUCGAUCACCGACCACGAGACGUCGCACAGGUUUGCGAAGGACCGUCGUCCUCUCGCUCCUAUCGAGCCCCGGGUUCCGGCCGUGGCGAGCCUGAGCUUUGACGAGUCUUCGCUCGCGUCCUCGGCGUCCGCCCGGGAAGACUUUUUGCUCGUCCUGGUGUCGAGCGUCUCGGGAUCGGUGGUCCAGACCAAGAACCAGAACCGGGCGCUGACCAUGGUCGAGGCCUGCGGGAUCCAGCCGGAGGUCCUGGACGCCUCGGACCCGGCAAACGCCCUGGUCCGCGACGAGCUCUUUGAGAUGUCGGGGAUCCGGGGGGUCUUUCCCCAGUUCUUUUUGGUGCAGGGCGACCGGACCUCCUUCUUUGCCGAUUUUGCCGAGCUGGAGCACAUGAACGACGAGGGGACGCUCGCCGAGUGGCUGGGGAUGGAACUCCCCACGGUUGGACCUGCCGGUGUUGCGAACGGGGAUGCGGCUGCGAGCGAGGACGCGGACGCGGAGGAUUCGAACGCGGACCAACCCGCGAGAUCCGCCCCAGCCGAUCCCGACGGAUCGAUUUCCAAGGAGUUUUCCAUGAGAGACACCGGAGUCGCUGGGAACGAGAUGGACUGCGAGCACCGGUAUGCUGCUUCGAGCAGCACCGAGGAUCUCUUCAACGUCGAUUCGGUCUCAAAGGUGUUGAACGCGAUGAGCCCAGCCCCGGUCACUCCGAGGGAACGCACGGACUCAUCGCAGAAGGACCGCGACGACGAAAGCGAGAGCGAAUUCGAAAACGAAAGCAACUUUGAAAGCUACGACGACGACGACGACGACGACAUUGACAACAACAACAACAACAACAACAACAUGAUGAUUCUCUCCAUCCCGACCGAGUCGAUAGAUCAGGAAGAAUGGUCCGAUCCGAUGUUGCUAGAGAAAUACCAGGACGAAAUACUUGCUCUGGAGGAUUACCUGCAGGAACAAGAAGAAAAGGAGGAAGAGCAGGAACAGGAACUCUUGAACGAGUCCCGGGGGAAGGCAGGCGAACCUGCGGAGACACGCCGCGGUGCGGUCGAUUACGACGGCCGCCACUCCGGUGCGUAUGUCCCUUCCGGGGAGCAUCGAACCGGCCCGAACGAGAGAACGAAUCGGGUAGGGGAGCACAACCGCAAGAUUUCCUCGGAGGACGGGGGCGAACGCUUCGUUUCUCCGUCUUUCCUGCCCGUAGCGGCAACCAUUACUCCGACGUCUUCCUCUUCGCCGCCACGGUCCACCGCAAGAGGCCGCCGCUCCGACAAAGUCGACCCCAACGACAACCAUCCAGUUCACACCAACAACUUCGUACGCACGCAUUCGGAAGCAUCGGACCCGAAGAACAACGAGAAGGACAUUCCGUGCAACGUGUCGAUGGAAACGACUUCGACGAGGACGGAAACCGAGCAGUUGCUCCGGGCCGAAAUCGAAGACCUCAAGGUCAGGUGCGAGAAACUGAAGGCCGAGCGGUACAUGGUCGAGGGACAGCUGAAAGAGGCCCGCCAGAAGAACCACGAGAUCGAGCUGCGCGCCCUGGACCACCGCAAGCAGGGAACCGUCCACAAGUACCAGCUCCAGCAAACCCUGAGGUGCGGAUACUGCACGCGGGUCUUUCGGUCGAACCCGUCGAGCCCGAACGCCCCCAUUGCCAGCCAGGCCUGCGGGCACUCUGUCUGCCGGAACUGCUGCCAGGCGCGGCUGGCCCCGGCGCGGAGGAACGAGCAGCGCCGGAGGGACGGACAUUCGAUGACCGGCAGCGAGCUCCUGCGCAGCACGAUGGCGAGCGACCUGUUCAUGUGCGUCGACAUGGACCACGUCUAUUCCGAGGCGGAGCAGGAGCAGCGGCGGGAGGGCGAGUCGUGCCCGAUCUGCAGCGCCCCCCGGGCCUUUAAGGACGGGAGGCUCCACGUGAACGAGAGCCUCUGCGCGGUGCUGAGGCUCCUGGAUCCGGCCUAGAGCGGGGGUGAGGGGGAAACC